AUGGAUGCCCCGUCGACGGAAACAGGAACCGGGAUAGAACCUAGCACAUCUGGUAUAUCUCAACCUGCUGGGUUCCGGGAAAAGGGAACAGGCACUGGAGCUGGAGCUGGAGCGACCACGAUCGGGCCAGAAACGGGCCCUGGGACAGUAAGAGGAGGAGUCACUGAGGCUAGGACUGGGACAGGGACAGGGACUACUGGGACAUUCACACUCCUCCUCUUCGCCUCAGCCUCGACCUACACCGACAUGGAAACGCUAGUUCUACCUGCGCCGAGUUCGUUGAGGCAGGUCUUCAGGACCCUCGAGCGCCUGUUCCCCGGCUUUGCGGAAAAGGUGCUCAAAAGCGCCGCAGUGACGGUGAAUCUGGAGUAUUUGGACAUCGACCUGGAGGGUCUAGAUCCCGUGGCCGACCUGGGGGAUCGUAACUAUGGAGUAGAUGAGGAGGCGGGCAAGUAUGGAGGAGAUGAGAAGGCGGGCCAGCAAAGCACAUUUGAUGCGGAGAAGGGGGAUAUACCAGCACGACGAGAUGGAAAUGCAGAUGAAGAAUCCGGACAGGGACUGGGGUUGGACUUGCUGAUUCAAGCGGGUGAUGAGGUCGGCAUCAUUCCGCCUGUGAGCAGUGGGUAG
Molecule: messenger RNA, 627 nt
Organism: Capronia epimyces CBS 606.96
Lineage: Eukaryota; Fungi; Ascomycota; Eurotiomycetes; Chaetothyriales; Herpotrichiellaceae
Exons: 1
Coding region: 1-627 (208 amino acids)
Biological process (GO): Mo-molybdopterin cofactor biosynthetic process
Source: RefSeq, a predicted model, not a curated record